Messenger RNA from Taeniopygia guttata (zebra finch), 4766 nucleotides. RefSeq names its product cell division cycle 123 (gene CDC123). The record is from RefSeq and is a predicted model, not a curated record. NCBI's taxonomy places the organism in Eukaryota, Metazoa, Chordata, Aves, Passeriformes, Estrildidae. Gene Ontology annotation, cellular component: cytoplasm.
GCGGCGGGGGCGGAGCUGCGCUCUGCGCGCCGGCGAUGGCGCCGGGCGGCGCUCGGAGCUGCGCGGGAGGUUCCGGGCGGAGCGGGAGCUUCCGGGAGCGGCGGGGCUGAGGAGGAGGAGGAGGAAGAGGAGGAUGAAGAAGGAGCAGGUGGCGCACUGCCAGUUCUCCCUGUGGUACCCGCUCUUCAAGGCCGUCACCAUCCGCAGUGUUAUACUUCCCCUGCCAGAGAAUGUGAAAGAAUAUUUGCUGGAUGAUGGAACACUGGUGGUUUCUGGAAGAGAAGAUCUGCCAAGUCACGCUCAGGAAGGGAGUGAUGAUGCAGAGGAGAUACAGUGGUCGGAUGAUGAGAACACUACAACACUUAAGGCACCAGAAUUUCCUGAGUUCACAGCUAAAGUUCAGGAAGCAAUAAGUUCCUUGGGUGGCAGUGUUUUUCCUAAACUCAAUUGGAGUGCUCCAAGGGAUGCCUACUGGAUAGCAAUGAACAGCUCUCUGAAAUGUAAAGCUCUCAGUGACAUCUUCCUCCUCUUCAAGAGUUCAGACUUCAUCACUCGUGACCUCACUCAGCCAUUUAUUCACUGUACAGAUGAUUCCCCUGAUCCUUCCUUGAAUUAUGAGCUUGUUCUUCGCAAAUGGUGCGAACUAAUCCCUGGUGCAGAAUUCAGAUGUUUUGUCAAGGAAAACAAGCUUUUAGGUAUAUCACAGAGGGACUACACCCAGUACUAUGAUCAUAUCUCUAAGCAACACGAGGAGAUCUGUAGGUCCAUACAGGAGUUUUUCAAGAAACACAUACAAUAUAAAUUCUUGGAUGAAGACUUUGUUUUUGAUGUGUACAGAGACAGCAGGGGUAAGAUUUGGUUAAUAGAUUUUAACCCAUUUGGUGAAGUAACAGACUCCCUGCUCUUUACAUGGGAAGAACUCACCUCUGGAAAAAACUUGAAAGGAGACCAGAGUGAAGGGGAAGCAACAGAACAGGAUUAUCCAGUGUUCCGUUGUACUAACAGCAAAGUCACCGUCCAGCCCAGUCCCUACCUGAGCUACCGACUGCCCAAGGACUUUGUGGACCUUUCCACAGGAGAGGAUGUUCACAAAUUGAUUGACUUUCUUAAACUGAAAAGAAAUCAGCAAGAGGAUGACUGAGGUACCCAGAAGCAUUACAUUGAAUUACAAGCAAGAAAUGUGGCAAAAUCUCUAUUUAGCAUAACUAUUAAACUAUUGAUUUAAAGAAAACCUGCUUUUUAUAGUCAAUGAAAGACCUGAGGAGCUGUUCAUCCCCAGUGUCUGUUGGUUUAUACAAAAGUGUAGGGAAGAUUUUUCAGGGAAACAUGAAAGGUCAGGAUGAGUUCUCACUGGAUUCCAGGUGCAAGGAAGCAACAGCCUGAGUGCAGCUGAACAACUGCUUUCCAUUUCUCAUAAUGUGAAGAUUGAUGCUGCUGAGCUACACCUUCAGACUCCCCUGUGUAAAUAUGGCAACAUGUAAUGCUUGUGCAGUAAAAACAUGGAGCAUUCUCUGAAUUUAGACACAGUCUUGCUUAAUAUGUAGUCACAAAGAAAAAGGAAUGUACAUUUUUAUCUGUAGCAACCUAAAAUUGUAAAUUGAUUUUGUUUUGGGAGCACUUCUCAUCCUUUAUGUAAAAAAAUUAAAAAUGGAGAAGAGAUUUUUUUCUUUGUUACAAGGGCUAAUAUUUCAUUUCAGAGAACAGCUAUAGUUGUAGUAAACUACUUAAAGUUUGAAAAAUUUGCAUAUUGGGAAUUUGGAAUUCUGAAUGCAUUUAAAGUAAAGUAGUAUUUUCACAGUCACUAAAGCAACAAAAUUCAUCUAACUUGACCAAAUUUAAUUUCAUUUUCAUAGUAAAGCUUUCUUGAAACUUGUUUUUUUAACAUGAUUUCAUACUAGACAUCAUCUGUGACUUUAAUCUACAUAAUUAACAUCAACCUAUAAUUUUAUAUGCAGACUCAGUCUUAUUUCUUUUGUGUCACAUCUCUGAGUUUCUUAUGAAAGCAAUUAUUCUUUCAGCUCUUAAAAUUCUGUAUUCAUUUUUUACUUCUUGUUUUUUGUAUAAAGAGAAGCUUGGCUAAAUCUGGGGAAACAGAAGCUCUUGUUACCAGUUGCUGUUGUUUGGGAGGUGGGGGAGGACAGUUUUAGGUGAAUCACCAGCUGACUUUUGGAUAUAGGUGUUUGUAUGGCAUCAGUAAUUUAUUAACAGUGUGCAGAGUUCCCAUUGAAACAAAAGGACAUUGAAGAAGCUCAUAACCCCUGGAAACUGGUUCCUAUUUCAAACCAGUUAUGUGAUACCGUGUGUGUGUAUAUAAACCUGUUUGUGUUUCUUUGCCUUGCUUUUGCUGUCGGAUUGGAAUGGUGCUUGGUUACAAUCUGUUCUUGGAUGUUAAAUCUGAGCUAAAUUGUUAAAUUAUUACCUAAUGUCUUUAUUUAGCUUCACUGUUGAAUGAAAACUUACUCAAGUUAAAGAUUAUGCAGAUUAAGAAUCCACACAUUGAUGAAACAUCACAGAUGAAAGCUCCUGGAGUCAGAACAGUCUGCCCUGAAUUGAAGCAUUGUUUGAAGCAUUUGAACCUGCUUCUCAAUAGCUUUUUGUAUUCAGAUUAGAGGAUCAUUAACUCAGGGCUGGGCUAUACCUAAUUCUGCCAUACUGCAGGAUUUUGGAUGAGUGUUUCUCACCCUCUCCAGAGGGAUAAUUUGAGUAUAAAUGUCUCUAAAUCGGGUAGGAAACUCAAAGUGUAAAAAAUUAACAAAGCUUUCCUCUUUGUUUUAAAGUUUCUAGCUAUAGCUUAAACUGUUGUGAUGAUUUAACCACACUUGCUUUACACAGAUGAUGCCUGGAACUUCCAAUAGAUCCAUAAAUGCUUCUAAACUACAGAUUAUUGUCUUUAAAAACAAAGUCUUAGUUUAAAGCUGGAAGAUAGUUUCCCACCUCUUCCACAUGGACUCCACAAAUUAAUUGUCCUGCUUGUCCUGCUUCCUUUGGGCUAACUCCUAGUGAAGAACCAUAAAAGGUAGCAGAGCAAAAAUACUGGUCCCAUGUUCAGAACUGGUACAGAAUCAAUCCCCAGUAUAAAAAUAUGAUCUACAGGAUCAGGCCCCCGAAAAUACCAUAUCCUUACACUUUAAAUACAUACUUUAUAGGUACUUUGCUUUUUUUGCCCAACUUCAGGUAACCAGACAGUCAGUUUUAUUUGGCUGUUAAAUUAGAUUCCUCUUCUAAAAGAAUUUUCACUCUAUAUGUCCUUUUGAUCUCCUAGGAUAAUUAACAAACAUAUUCCUUUUGGUGAGCUGAGAGAGCUAAUGUUGGUAGAUUACAAAUACUUCAGAUCAAUUUUACACUGAGUAAUACAUGACACUUUUCUUUCUAUCAUAAAAGCAGUUUCUGCCUCUAGCCAUUAUGUACAGAAACUUGAAAAUACAAAUUUCCAGUUGUUCAGGUCCUUGUUCAUGGGAUUUAAUUAUAUCAUCACCAUUUGCUAAGUAAGGGCCAACUGUAUACUAUAUAUUCCUAAUUAUAUGCUUAAAACACAGUGUAAAGAUGCUUGCAGUCUUGUCUAGAUGACAAACAGAAGUUUUAGAGGGAGGUAACGUGGCAGUCAUUUUAUACAGAUCCUGUGCCUGCCAAACCCUGCAGAAGUCUGGCUACAUCUGAUAGCUCCAGCAGCGAGACUCAGUUCUUGGGCUGCAGCUCUGCCAGGAGUGCCAAGGAAAAGUCCUCAUUGUUCCACAGCCCAUUACUUGUGAUGUUUAAUCUCCCAGAUGGAUAGUGGGGAUCAGGAUUCCUGUAACCCCAUAAGCAGCAGUUGUGGCCCUGUGCUGGCUUAGUUGAGGAUUUGGAGUAAUGCUCCUGGGCUUCAGACUGUCCAUGCUGUUUGUUCUCUUUUGACUCCUCUUUCUCCAGUGUUGUCCAUGUCUUUCCUCAUCCCUCAGCCUCUUAUUUGGAUAAAUACUAAGAUCAGAAUUGGUAGCAGCAGCAGCAUGGAUGAUACUGAUCUGAAUUUUAAAACCUCUGUCCACUUUUCCCUUCCUCUUACAAAGGCAUGUUUUUAAGUGGUGCUCUAUAAUACCUAAAAAAAACCACCUUAACUCUAAAAGUAGGGGAGAAAUGUCCAGGUCCGAGUCUCAGUAAAAUCAGUAGCACUUGUUGGAUGCUGAUCACAGAUUAUAAAAAUCCACAUAAAUGCAUCUGACACCCUUGGCUAGAAAUCUCAUCUGUCUCAUUGUUACAUACUCACCUGCUGCUCAUGUCCAGGAUGCAGAGAAAAGGUGCCCUGUGAGAUGCAGUUCAGGGGCUCAUUUGAACAACAGAGACCCUUAGACACUUCUGGUUUCAGGCUUUCAGGUGAGCGUUGCCAGCUGAAAGGACCCCAAAACAUCAGUGGCACACACCUUUGUAAAAAUCCUUCUGUACCUUUGUGCAUGCAUGACUGAGUUCAGCUUUCACAAACUCCCAAAUUUGAAGUGCCAAAUAGCCAGAGAGGAGCACAGGGUAUUUGUCAGUGAGCAUAAAUAGGCAAAUCAGCUUGGCAACUGGUAAUUGAUUUCAACCUUAGAGGCCAGAAGUAUCAAUUCUGGUUGUAUUUGGACACAUGCUGCAUUUUGAACAUUAGUUCAAGAAAUAAUACUGAACUAAAAUACAUAUUUUUGGUCAAGAGACGGUGGAUCUGAAGUGUAACAGAAACAGACCAUGGUGCUUUUGAUUCAUGAAGGACACUUGGUAACACUGGUACUUAAAGGCUUAAUAAAUCUACCUUAGCAAAA